AUGCGUAUGAAUGCAGGGGAUGGGAGGUGUGGGGGGCUAACGCCACCUGUGCGGGCGCAGUGCUGCGGCGAGGGGCCUGGAGGUGUCGGAUGCUGCGUUGGAAGUCGCUUGCUGCGAUGCUCUGAAGCGCCUGCUAGAUUUAAAGAGAGCUUGAGAUGCAGGAAAGCAGAUGGCUGGCAGACUAGGAAGAGAAAUAAUAGUCGUCUUUUAUGUUUUUCAGGUGAAAAAUUGGAGGAGUUUCUCCGCUCGCUAAACAGCAGUAAACCUCUGUAUUUGGGACAGACUGGUCUGGGGAAUAUUGAAGAGCUUGGAAAACUCGGGCUUGAGCCGGGAGAGAAUUUCUGCAUGGGAGGGCCGGGAAUGAUCUUCAGCCGCGAGGUGCUCCGGAGGAUGGUGCCGCACAUCGGCGAAUGCCUCCGAGAAAUGUACACCACCCACGAGGACGUGGAGGUGGGCAGGUGCGUCCGCAGGUUCGGAGGAACCCAGUGCGUUUGGUCGUACGAGAUGCAGCAAUUGUUUCAUGAAAAUUAUGAACACAACCGGAAGGGUUACAUUCAAGAUCUUCACAACAGCAAAAUUCAUACGGCCAUAACACUUCAUCCAAAUAAAAGACCAGCCUACCAAUACAGACUGCACAAUUACAUAUUGAGCCGCAAAAUUUCAGAGCUGCGCUAUCGGACCAUCCAGCUCCACAGGGAAAGUGCCCUGAUGAGCAAGCUCAGUAACAAUGAAAUCAGUAAGGAAGACCAGCAACUGGGAGCGAUGCCAUCUUUCAAUCGUUUCCAGCCACGCAAAAGGGCUGAAGUCAUUGAAUGGGAGUUUCUAACGGGAAAACUUCUCUACUCGAUGGUGGAGAACCAGCCACCCCGGCAGAGCCUGAGCAGCGUCCUGCGGGCCGCGCUGGAUGACACAGUAAUGCAAGUCAUGGAAAUGAUAAACGAGAACUCUAAAUCUAGAGGAAGGCUCAUUGAUUUCAAGGAAAUACAGUACGGUUACCGCAGGGUGGACCCUAUGCACGGAGUGGAGUACAUCCUGGAUUUACUGCUUUUGUACAAGAGGCACAAAGGAAGAAAAGUUACGGUUCCAGUCAGACGUCACGCUUACCUUCAGCAGUUGUUCAGCAAACCUUUCUUCAGAGAAGCGGAGGAGCUUGAUGUAAGAAGCCUCGUGGAGGAUACUAACACGGACACUCAAUCUUUCUCUUUUCUUUCAAAUUCUUUAAAGAUUUUUUCAUCAUUCCAAGGCACCAAAGACAUUGCAGGACACAGUGACAAGAAAAUACAUAUUCUUGUCCCUCUGAUAGGACGAUACGAUAUUUUCUCAAGAUUUAUGGAUAACUUUGAGAAGACUUGCCUGAUUCCUAGGCAGAAUGUGAAGCUGGCAGUAAUUCUCUUCAGUUCGGAGUCUAGCCAAGAUUCCAGCAAACACAUAGAGCUGAUGAAAGAAUAUAGCAACAAGUAUCCCAAGGCAGAUAUGACCCUGAUUCCUAUGGCAGGAGAAUUUUCUAGAGGUUUAGGUCUUGAAAUGGCCUCAUCUCAGUUUGACAAUGACACUUUGCUGCUGUUCUGUGACGUUGAUCUGAUAUUCACACCAGACUUUCUCCAGCGAUGUAGAGAUAACACUAUUCAGGGAGAACAGGUUUACUACCCCAUCAUCUUUAGCCAAUAUGAUCCAAAAGUAGUAUAUGGAGGCAACCCUCCAGCUGACAGUAGUUUUGUUUUCACAAAAAGGACUGGAUUUUGGAGAGAGUAUGGAUUUGGAAUUACUUGUAUUUACAAAAGUGAUCUGUUGACUGCUGGUGGAUUUGAUACCUCAAUUCAAGGCUGGGGACUUGAGGACGUAGACCUCUUUACGAAAGUGAUAACGUCUGGUUUGAAGGCUUUUAGAAGUCAAGAAGUAGGAGUUGUACAUAUUUUUCAUCCAGUUCAGUGUGACCCCAAUUUAGAUCCAAAACAAUAUAAAAUGUGCUUAGGGUCCAAAGCAAGUACAUUUGCCUCUACCAUGCAGCUCGCUGAACUUUGGCUAGAGAAGCAUUUGGGUGUCAGGUACAAUCGAACUCUCUCCUGACAUCCCAGCCCAUUUUGCCUUUGUAGGGGAGUUUACCUCAUUAUUAUUAUUACUAUUUUAUUUUGCUGUCAUAUUUUUAAACUCCCUCCUCAGUGUCUUCCAAAGACUGUUGACCUCAAACAGGAUGAGUCUGCUGUUCACUGAUAUUUCUUAUUCCUACUGAACUGGUUAGGUGACAUCUUUCAUGUUUCUUUUAUUUGAAAUUCAGUUAAGUCGUGGCAGUCGUGAUCCCAUGGAGCACAUCCCUCAUGAGAGACUGCAUUGGAAGAAUAUUCUCUUGGGGCUGUAGGAUGCAAUAUCAUCUUUGUUGUGUUUCUCAGACUUGAUGCGAUACAAAUAUUUACUGGUGAAGGUACCACAAAAGUGCUUUAUGCUUCCUCUGCGGAAGGAACUCUGUAACAUAAACUUGAGUUUUAUAAUUUAUAUGAGGACUUAAAUAUAUAAACACUACUUUUCUUCAUCUUUAGAAUUUUUAAAGUAAAUGAAUAACUAUGAUUGUACCUUUAUUUUUUAAGAAAAAGAAAAACUGAGGAGUCACUUGCAAAUGCAACUGGUACUGGCUACCAAGGUCCUUAAAUGUCUUAUUAUAAUAACAAGCUCCUUAUUGUUGUUCACUCUAAGUGUGAAUGAACUUUUUUUUCACAAGCAACAGGAUUUAAUCAAAAACUCUAGUUCACAAAGCUUCUAAAGUGAACAUAUGUCCUUCAUUUGCUGGCAAGAAGAAACUAUGACAUAACAUGGUUAUUUAUAACAAAGUGCAGGCAUACAGUAUUCUUUUUUUCAGACACUUAGUAUAAGUUGCUCUUUCUCUUUUUAGAAUGAGUCUAAUAUAUAGUUUUCUUUUACAUUCCUUUCAUAAUGCUACACUUGAUAAAGAGUGUUAAAAGUUAAAGCUGCAUCUUUUUUUACGUUGUCCAUGAUUAUUGGUACGCAGAAACUAUUUGUUGUUAAAAUUUAAAAUAACUGUAAAAUAAUUAUUUAAGUUUGAAAAUUUACUAUUGCUGGUCAAAGUUCCUUGCCAUUAUAUUUAUAUUAGCGGAGAUUGUAGGACUGUGUUAAGAUUUAUCUCUCUGGACAGCCUGAAGUUGUCAUGUUAUGGGUUUAUGGAGUAAAGUAUUUAAAAUGAUACCAACAUAAGAAAUAAUAUCAUUUUUGUAUUUUAGAGAGAUUUUU
Molecule: messenger RNA, 3240 nt
Organism: Struthio camelus australis
Lineage: Eukaryota; Metazoa; Chordata; Aves; Struthioniformes; Struthionidae
Source: RefSeq, a predicted model, not a curated record